ACACACACACACACACACACACACACACACAGAGUGCCAGCAGUAGAGGCAGGGAGCCAGCAGAGAGUCUACCGAGCAGCAGCCAUGACAGACGUGGACUCUCUAAAUGAAGCAUUAAAGGCCAUCAGCGUGAGCACAGAGCUGAUUGAAGAAGAGCUAAAACCUCAUCUGGAUACAGUGCUGACUGCCCUGCUGGAGAAGAAGAAGGAUGCAGCGGUUGACAUUGUCAGAAGUGGGAUUCUACCCACGCUGGCUCAGGCCCUACAGAGCAGAAGCAGUCUGAGCUGCCACGUGGCUCUGUUGGUGGCAGAAAUGGCACGAGAAGCUACUGUGAGAGAACAGUGCAUUGAGGCAGGCCUGGUGAAGGCUCUGGUUCCUCAUCUGAACAGCAAGGACCAGGAAAUGCUGCUGAACACAGGCAGGGCCAUUGGGCGCAUCUGCUUCGACAACACACAUCAACAAGACCAGUUAGUCCAGAGUGGUGUAAUCCCCAGAUUACUGUCCAUAAUGAAGGAGUACCCAGAGAAUGACCCGCUCGUCAAUGUCUGCCUGCUGGCUCUCUGUAAUCUGGCUGAUUUGGAUUGCGCACGGGAGGCCCUGGUGGAGCAGGACGUGGCAGAUACCCUGAUAUUUCAGCUGAAACGGGCUCCUGAUGCAGAGCGGCGGCAUGUCAUCUUGGAAAUACUGGGCUCACUGGGUGAAAGUGAUGCACUGAAACUGCAGUUUACAGAGUCAGGAGUACCAGAGGCUUUAUCUGUGAUGAUUCGAGAUCUACAAGGGCACUCAGACCCCCAUGACCUCUGCAGCAUAAAGAUCGCUUCCAACCUGAUAGUGUCCCUGCUCUUAGGAGAUGAAUCUAUGCAGAAGUGUUUCGGAGAGGGAUCAGGUGUGGUCUACCAGGAUAUUCUGUCCUGGCUGCAGAGCUCCAACACCCAGCUACAGCUGUCAGGAGCUCUUGCCAUUGCCAACUUUGCCAGAAAUGACAGUAACUGUGUGAAGAUGCUGGAUCUGGGUGUGGUUCCACACAUCCUGACACUGUUGGAGCAGCAUGUAGAUGAAGGGGACGUCUCUGUUCAACAUGCUGGGCUAAGUGCACUAAGGAACCUGGCUAUCCCUGCAACCAACAAAGUGAGGAUGCUGGAGGAUGGAGUCUCUGAGAGGAUAAAGACUCUGCUGCGCACUGACAUGCCACCAGUUCAGUUUAAACUCCUGGGCACGCUACGCAUGAUGGUGGAUGGGCAAGAGGGAGCAGCCUUAAAGUUGGGCAGAGAUGCUGUGCUGCUGGCACGUAUCAUGGAGUGGUGUGAAGUCAAAGACCACGCAGGAGUCCGAGGAGAAGCUAGUCGCCUGUUGGCAGCCCUAAUCAGACACAGUCGCAGUCCUGAAGUUGUCCGUGCUGUGGCUAGAACAGACGGGGUUCGACACCUUAUCUCUAUGGCAACAAGUGAGCAUGUCAUCAUGCAGAAUGAAGCCCUGGUUGCCCUUGCAAUAGCGUCUGCUAUUGACAUAGAGUCUAUGAGGGAUCCAUUUAGUGAGGCAGAGCUUUUACCUACGCUGAAGAAUAUGUUGGACGAUCCUGUUGGUGCAGUUGAGGUCAAGUUUAGUGCUAUGGGUCUCAUCUGCACCUUGGCUAACUCAGGUGUGAUGAAAGAUGAGCUCAACUCUGUGAAUAUUAAAGAAAGUCUGAACAAACUGAUGGACCACAGCAGCAGCAAACUGGCUACACAGGCCAGCUCCAUAUUGACCAUUCUCAGCGACACCAGCUAAACCAGCAGCGACAAGAGGUUUCAUCUGCUCUAUGUGUGAAGAUUUGAUGUUAAGUCAUCCAGACAGCACAGAUAUUACAAAAUAUCAAAUUGGACUCUAAAGUGUCACUUAUUUUGUAAUAUGUAAUAUAUUCUAAUUCUGGCAUGAUGUAUGUUGUACAGGUGGGAGACGAGGACCAAUUGUUAUGCACAUUUUUGCUUCCUGUUUUCCUAGCAAUCUUCUGUUAGGUUCUUGAGAUAUGUUCUGAUCCACAUGCUGAGUCAUUUUCUGACACGAUGGAACAUUGUAUGAGAGGAAAGGAAGUGAAUAGCUGAAAGGAUGUGGCAAUUUAGAGAACUUCAGGAACACAUGAUCAUUUCUGUUUGUCUUUUGGUUUGUCCGUUUAUCAGUAAAAGUCUAAAAUCAAGUUUAUGGUGUGUGGUAGUAAGGAAUACUGAUCCUCUAUAUGAAUAAUACAUAAACAUGUAAAUAGUAAAAUAAGUAAAGAUAAAUAAAUGUGAGUGUGUGAAAUAAAAUAAAUAAAAAUAUAUAGAUUUUA
This is a messenger RNA of Girardinichthys multiradiatus, 2305 nucleotides long. RefSeq names its product rap1 GTPase-GDP dissociation stimulator 1. Gene Ontology annotation, cellular component: cytosol. The transcript is spliced from 14 exons. The record is from RefSeq and is a predicted model, not a curated record. Bases 85 to 1767 code for a protein of 560 amino acids. NCBI's taxonomy places the organism in Eukaryota, Metazoa, Chordata, Actinopteri, Cyprinodontiformes, Goodeidae. Gene Ontology annotation, molecular function: guanyl-nucleotide exchange factor activity; protein binding. Gene Ontology annotation, biological process: positive regulation of GTPase activity.